UGAGGUUGGCUGUGUUUAAACUUUUCUCUUCAAAAAAUAAAAAGGUUUUUUUUUCUGUUUACGUUAAUUUCGCUUGGGUUAUUCAUCCAAAAAAGCGAGGGCCCUCUGUAAUUUUCUUUUGUCCUCGCCUUCCACAUAUGGAGAAUUCAGAAAACGCUCCAUUUUAAAUACCAGUUCUUCAGAGCCUUGUUUUUGAGGAGUUUUAUACACCAAAACCCAUGGCCAUGUACUCAGCUUCUUGUUCUAGUAAUGGCCUUCACUUUGCUAUAAAUUCCAGAAGUUCCUCCUUCAAUGGUGUCCUGAUUCCCACAAAUCCUAGCAAUUUGGCCUUUAGCUCCACUGUGACGCCUUCUGGUUCUGUUAUAUGUAGAAUCGCUGAAAACCCAACUCUAGAAAUGGAGGUUUCCCCAGUUAUACAGAGGCCUGAUUCAUUUGGACGGUUUGGAAAAUUUGGGGGAAAAUAUGUUCCUGAAACCCUAAUGCAUGCUCUCACUGAGCUGGAGUCGGCUUUUGCAAAAUUUGUCAAAGAGAAGGAAUUUAAGGAUGAACUAAAUGGGAUUUUGAAAGACUUUGUUGGCCGCCCGUGCCCCCUAUACUUUGCGGAGCGACUCUCAGAGCACUAUAAGCGUCCCAAUGGUGAGGGGCCCCACAUAUACCUGAAGAGGGAAGAUCUCAACCACACUGGGGCCCACAAGAUCAACAACGCGGUUGCUCAAGUGUUACUCGCAAAGCGCCUGGGUAAGAAGCGCAUAAUUGCUGAGACUGGUGCUGGUCAGCAUGGAGUUGCAACCGCCACUGCAUGUGCGAGGUUUGGUUUGCAAUGCAUUGUAUACAUGGGGGCUCAAGACAUGGAGAGACAGUCUCUAAAUGUGUUUAGAAUGCGUCUCCUUGGAGCUGAGGUAAGAGGUGUCCAUGCUGGUACUGCAACACUGAAGGAUGCCACAUCGGAGGCUAUCCGAGACUGGGUAACAAAUGUAGAGACCACACAUUACAUUCUCGGUUCUGUUGCAGGGCCACAUCCGUAUCCAAUGAUGGUAAGAGAGUUUCAUGCAGUCAUUGGUGAAGAAACCAGGAAACAGGCUUUGGAGAAAUGGGGUGGAAAGCCAGAUGUAUUAGUGGCCUGUGUUGGUGGUGGUUCGAAUGCAAUGGGACUCUUUCAUGAGUUCAUUGAUGACAAAGAUGUAAGGUUGAUUGGUGUGGAGGCUGCUGGGUUUGGCCUAGAUAGUGGUAAGCAUGCUGCGACAUUGACUAAGGGGGAGGUAGGUGUUCUUCAUGGGGCUAUGAGUUACUUGUUGCAGGAUGAGGAUGGGCAAAUUGUUGAGCCACACUCAAUUAGUGCUGGGUUGGAUUACCCUGGGGUUGGACCUGAACAUAGCUUUUUGAAGGACAUUGGCCGUGCUGAGUACUAUAGCAUUACUGAUCAGGAGGCACUGGAUGCUUUCAAGAGGUUAUCUAGAUUAGAAGGCAUUAUCCCUGCCCUUGAGACCUCCCAUGCUUUGGCAUAUUUGGAGAAGCUUUGCCCAACUUUACCCGAUGCAACAAAGGUUGUUCUCAACUGUAGUGGCCGUGGAGAUAAGGAUGUUAUGACCGCAAUUAAACUUUUGGAGGUCUAGUGAAGUUCUUUCUUUAUACUUUCUCUCUCCCAUAGUAUGCAGGCUGUUGUAUUCAUUUUCAAGAAGAGGGGAAAUUGUGGUUCAUGCAUUAAACUAGUCGACUAGAAUAAAUUAUGGUGCAUUGUGUUUGCUCAAGUGCAGUUUUGUAUUUGUUGUUAUAUGAUAUACACCUGGUGAAAUAUAAUGUUACAAUCUUGAAGUUUAUCCGUUA
Messenger RNA from Amborella trichopoda, 1824 nucleotides. Its product is annotated as tryptophan synthase beta chain 1. Gene Ontology annotation, cellular component: cytoplasm. NCBI's taxonomy places the organism in Eukaryota, Viridiplantae, Streptophyta, Magnoliopsida, Amborellales, Amborellaceae. The record is from RefSeq and is a predicted model, not a curated record. Gene Ontology annotation, molecular function: tryptophan synthase activity. Gene Ontology annotation, biological process: L-tryptophan biosynthetic process.